This is a messenger RNA of Pezoporus occidentalis (night parrot), 860 nucleotides long. RefSeq names its product ribosomal protein lateral stalk subunit P2 (gene RPLP2). The record is from RefSeq and is a predicted model, not a curated record. Gene Ontology annotation, cellular component: ribosome; cytosolic large ribosomal subunit. Lineage: Eukaryota; Metazoa; Chordata; Aves; Psittaciformes; Psittacidae. Gene Ontology annotation, biological process: cytoplasmic translational elongation. The transcript is spliced from 5 exons. Gene Ontology annotation, molecular function: structural constituent of ribosome. The coding region runs from base 136 to 483 and encodes 115 amino acids.
CUUUGACAGCGUCCGUUGUUGUGGGGUGACGGGAAGAAGUCGUUGCCGAAGCACCGCCCUUUCCUUUUCGCUGCCGUGCUGCCAUCCCGAGCGCACGUCCCAGGCCUGUCUCUUGUGCCGCCGCCGCCAACCAAGAUGCGUUACGUCGCAGCUUACCUUCUAGCAGUCCUCGGUGGCAACGAGUCUCCCACGUCAAAGGACUUGAAAAAGAUCCUCGAUAGCGUCGGCAUUGAGACAGACGAUGAACGCAUGAACAAGGUUAUUAGUGAGCUGAAUGGAAAAAAUAUCGAGGAUGUCAUUGCUCAGGGUAAUGGAAAACUUGCCAGCAUGCCGGCUGGGGGAGCUGUGGCAGUGUCUGCUGGAGGGGGCUCUGCUGCUCCUGCUGCAGCUGCUGCCCCUGCUGCCGCUGAGGAGAAGAAAGAAGAGAAGAAGGAGGAAUCUGAAGAAUCUGAUGAUGACAUGGGAUUCGGCCUAUUUGAUUAAUUAUUUGUUACAGAGAAAAUAUUAAAAUUCUUUGUUAAAAAAGGUGGGGUUUUUUUUAGUUUAUAUUAUAACUAUACAAGUGCUAUUAGAGUCAGACAGCUGUUUGUAAGAUAGCUCUGACACAGCUUUGAUUUUUGUCUGAAACAGGUAUAUGAAUUUUAUGACAAGCCAUGGGAGUCAACUGUUUUGAAAGUCCUUACGAAAUGGCUAUGCUUGUGUGAACCUGGGUGCUUGUUUUGAGACUGCUAUAUCUUAAACAUUAUGUGGAAGCUGAAUCUACCUGGUGUUAACUGAAGUUCAUCUCCAUAGUAUUUUGCCAUCUUGAUUACACAGGAAAGAGUCUCAUCUAUGGAGCAAUAAAAGGACUUUAUUUUUCA